AUGCCGUCCUUGUUGGAGGUUGCGAAGACUAACCCCUUCUCCAAGCCCGCCGUGGCUGACCAGGGCCUGGUCGAAUUCGGUUCUACCGAAUACUAUGCCAAAUGCAUGAUCGGUGGUGCUGCUUCUUGCGGUAUCACCCACACCGCCGUCGUCCCCCUUGAUUUGGUCAAGUGCCGAAUGCAGGUUGAUGCCGCCAAGUAUCCCUCCCUCGGACAGGGUAUGAAAGUCACCAUCGCCGAAGGUGGUGUCAAGGCUCUUGCUCGAGGAUGGGCUCCUACCCUCAUCGGUUACUCCAUGCAGGGUUGCUUCAAGUUUGGUUUCUACGAAAUCUUCAAGAACGUCUACGGAGGCAUCAUGGGUGAAGAGAACGCCUUCCUUUACCGAACUUCUCUUUACCUCAUCGCCUCUGCUUCCGCUGAGUUCUUCGCUGAUAUUGCUCUUGCUCCCAUGGAAGCCGUCAAGGUCCGAAUCCAGACCUCUGACUACUCCUCCACUCUCCGAGACUGCUUCCCUCGAAUGAAGGCUGAGGAAGGCACCGGUACCUUCUACAAGGGUCUCAAGCCCCUCUGGAUGCGACAGAUUCCUUACACCAUGAUGAAGUUCGCCUGCUUCGAAAAGACCGUCGAGGCCAUCUACCAGUACGUCGUCCCCAAGCCACGAGAGCAGUGCUCCAAGUCCGAGCAGCUCAUGGUCACCUUCGCCGCCGGUUACAUCGCUGGUGUCUUCUGUGCCAUCGUCUCCCACCCCGCCGACUCCGUCGUCUCCGUCAUCAACAAGGACCCCUCCAAAUCUGCUGGACAGAUCCUCAAGGAGAUGGGACCCAAGGGUGUCUGGAAGGGACUUGGUGCCCGAAUCAUCAUGAUCGGUACCCUCACUGCUCUCCAGUGGUUCAUCUACGAUGGUGUCAAGGUCGCUCUCCGACUCCCCCGACCACCACCACCAGCCAUGCCCGAAUCCCUCAAGAAGAAGCUCGGCAUCCAGGAGUAA
This is a messenger RNA of Oikopleura dioica, 987 nucleotides long. The record is from the annotation of a GenBank genome assembly. NCBI's taxonomy places the organism in Eukaryota, Metazoa, Chordata, Appendicularia, Copelata, Oikopleuridae.